AUGUCAGAAGAAGGGGUGCCAGCAGCACCCCCGGCCCCGGAGGUCCAGAGAGAAAUGAUAGCGGAGGCGAUGAAGCUUGAGAUGAAGCAAGGACAGGUCUGGUACGUCCUGGGGAGUAAGUGGUGGCAACUUUGGCGAGCCUUCGUGCGCUUCGACGACACCAAGGAGCCACCACCUUCGGCAGCGGCGACGGAGUCCGCCACGCCAAGCAGCAUGGACGAAGACGGCGUGCUGGUGAAAGCCGAGGACGUCGCCGGCGUCGCGGUGAAGGCCGACACCAACGAACACCGCGUGGCGGAGCUUUCUCUGGAGGAGGGGGGUAACAGCAGCGGCGGCGGCGGGGAGAGGGCAUCGUCGUUCACGGAGCGGGCGGGCCCUGGUCCGAUCGACAACCGAACGUUGGGGGAGGGCCGCGAGCUUCGCGAGACCCUGAUGGAGGGAGAGGACUACGUGCUGCUGCACAACCGUGCGUACGAGUUGCUGGAGGCGUGGUACGGUGGAGGGCCUCGCUUCAAGCGCUGGGUGGUGUCCUUGGGCGACGAUGCGCGCACGCAGCUGACGGUCGAGCUCUUCCCCGUCAGGUUCAUGGUGUACACGUGCCUGCCUGACGGCAGGGCCGACGAGGACAGCGUCAGCGUACAGCUCUACAGCCGGGCGAAGACCAUGCGACAGAUCUGCGCGGACGUGAAGAGCAGCCUCAACCUCACCCCCCGGGUGGACACGCGUCUGAGCCUCAAGAAGCUGGAGGAGGCGGAGCAAGGGACGGCGGGCGGUGCGGCGGCGGCAGCGACCGGGUCUGGUGCGGGGAGCACGGAAGGCGCGGAAGACGAUGGUUGGCAGGCGAUACACCUGGAAGAGGUCAGCCAAUCGCUGCACGAGGUCAUGGGGGACACGCAGUCGGUGGCGCUGCUGGUGGAGACUAAGGACACGUCGGACCCGGCCGCCUCCACCAGCUUCCCCAGGGAUCACAUCCUACUGAGAUGGAGGCUCAACCUUAAGGCCGGAGACCUCAUCGACGCCAGAGACUCGGACAAGAACUGGUUCGAAUCGAGGGUGACGGAGGUAGAUGUGGACGGGGACCCGGAGCAAGUGAAGGUUCACUUCCUGGGGUGGUCGGAGAAGUGGGACGAGGUUCUCAAGCGGAGCUCGGAAGCGCUGCAGAAGCUUCACACCUUCACCACGCCGUGGCGGCAGGACCUUCAAGUGAACUCCAAGUGCGAGGUGUCCUCCUGCAGGAACGAGGUGAAGAAGUGGUACGAGGCCACGGUGGGGGAGGUCAAGCACGAGCAUGGAAAACGCUUGCUGUACAUCGAGGUCUCAGAUAACGACGUCGGGAGCCAAUGGAUGCCGGAAGACAGCGAAGAUAUAUGCAAGGCUCACACGCACAUCAACAAGGCCCUCCCAGCCCGAACUCACAAGUACGCCACCCUAACCCCCUCUAGAAUCAUAUUUUGUCCGUUGAAAUGGUGUAGGGUCACCAAUCCUCACGUGUGCCAUGGCCCCCCCCAAUAUCCUCAUCCGGCUGUUUCAGGUCGUUCGCGGUCGGGCAGUGGUUCCGGCACGGGAGGAUCGUACGGGUUCUACCGCACCAACACCAAGGCGAAGCCUAUCACUCGCGGAGCUGUCGGACUCAGCAACUUGGGCAACACGUGCUUCAUGAACAGCAUGCUGCAGUGUCUCCUCGCCACGGAGUCGCUGUCGACGUACUUCCGCAGCCAGCACUGGAAGCGGGAGGUUAACGAGGACAACCCCCUGGGCAUGGGCGGCAAGAUGGCGGCGGCGUACGCGGGCCUCAACGAUGAUGCGUGGUCGGGGGAGUACUCCGUCGUGGUGCCCAACACGGUCAAGAAGGUGGUGUCCCAGUACGCGCCCAUGUUCGCGGGGUACCAGCAGCACGACGCCAGCGAGCUCAUGAGCUUCCUGCUGGACGGCAUCCACGAGGACCUCAACCGGGUCCACAAGAAGCCGUACAUGGAGACGGUGGACUCCGCGGGGAGAGCCGAUCGCGUGGUGGCCGAAGAGAGCUGGAGGCGUUACCUCAUGCGAAACGAUUCCGUCAUGGUCGACACGUGCACGGGGCUGCUGCGGUCUCACGUCACGUGCCCGGAGUGCAACCUGUCCAGCGUCACCUUCGACCCCUACACGUCCCUCUCGCUCCCGUUGCCGUUCGACACGGCCGUCAUGGUGAAGGUGCUGUUUCACCCCCUCCCGUACGGCUCGAGGCCCAUGGAGGUGGCCGUCACUCUCCAGAAGGACAACACCGUCCGAGACCUCAAGACGGCCAUCUGCCAGCGGUACAACCAGGAGAGGCCUCAGUCCAAGCAGCAGCAGCAGCAGCAGCAGGGUGGAGGUGGCUUGCUGACGGAGGACCUCCUGGCGGUAAUGGAGGUGUGGUCCUCGAGGGUCUUCAAGGGGAUGGAGGACUCGUGUCCCCUGUCGGACAUGAAGCCCACGGACGACUUCGCGGUGUGCCAGCUCGAGUUCCCGCUGCCGUCGUCAUGCUCGUCGGAAAAGGGGGGGGGGUCCGUGGCUACCGCUGUACCCCCCCUCCCCGGGGGGGGGGGAGGUUCUUCUUCGGGGCAGACGUCCUCGCAGAGUACCGGGGAGGCGGACGGGAAGCCGGUUACCAGCGGCGGCGUAGACGCUGGGGCGGGGGGUGAAGGUGGCGGUGGGGAGGGAGACGGCCCGAGCGUGUUGAUCGACCUGCUGCUGUCGACGUACCCGCACUCGACCCUCAAGGGGAAGCCGCGGCGCAUCACGUGCAGGAACGGGGUUACCAACAACGAGAUCCACGGCAUCAUCCGGAGGCACAUGGCUCGCCUCGUGCCGUCGCUCAACCCCACCCCGAAGGAGAGAGAGAGCGGCACCGCCGUGGGUGGUGCGGCGGCGGCGGCGGGGGGGGACCAGGCGGCGCAGGAGGCCGGCAUUAGUACCACGAGGAGCAGCAGCAACAGCGGCGACUCAUCCCCCUUCGUGCACGUCAAGAAGAGCCCCGCGGUGGUCUCGGACGGGGACGGAGACCUGCCAUCCCCCACGUCGGCGGGGGCGGCGAAGGCGGAGAUGGACGUCGACGACGUCUGGGGCGGAGACUCCGCCACGACCGCAAGCAGCGGCGGGGCCACGCUGGUGUCUUCCUCCGCAUCUGCGUCGCCCCCCGGCGACGCGAACGCGGGGGGCGGUAGUAGCGUCGUCGAGCCGGAGGGGGGGGCGGCGGCGGCGGCGAAGGGGAAGGGCAAGGAGGAGGAGGAGGAGGGCGAGGUGGUAGAUGCGCUGCCGUACAAGGUGUUCGUGACGGACUACAGCGGCAGCACUACCAGCGCAACCAAGGGCAUCGGUGCUGAGGUGCCCAUGAACGACGAGCCUUUCGAGGCGGUGUCGGCGUACAGGGGCUACAGCACAAGAGGAAGCGGCGACGAGAGCACCGCCCUCAAGGUCCAGUUCCCUCAAGAUGGCGACAGACCCACUUACGAGCCCCACAGCCUGGUCGACAAGGACGAGCUCGAGGCGACGGACACCCACCCUUCGGUGAGGAAGGCAGAGGAGGCGCAGAACGAGCGCCAGAGCGUGCCGAUCGACAGCUGCUUCGAGAAGUUCACCGAGUGCGAGGAGCUGGGGCAGAGCGAGCUGUGGUACUGCUCGAGAUGCAAGACGCACCGCCAGGCUUCCAAGAAACUUGACGUCUACUCCGCCCCGGACGUGCUGAUCGUGGUCCUCAAGAGGUUCCUAUUCACGCCGGGCGCUCUGACUGUCUACCGCCAGAAACUCGACACGCACGUUAGCUUCCCCAUAGAGGGGCUCGACCUCACCAGGAACAUACAGCGCGCGGGCGGGCCAAUCUUCAAGGAAGCCCCUCCCGUCUACGACCUUUUCGCCGUGUCGGAGCACUCUGGCAGCCUUCGCGCCGGGCACUACACCGCCAUCGCGCAGAACUCCGAGGACAAGAAGUGGUACAGCUUCAACGACUCGCACGUCAGCCCCACAACGCCCGACAAGGGCCCCAGCAGCGAGCCAUACGUGCUGUUCUACCGGAGAAGAAGCGGGGUUCUGCGGUGGGCGGGGCUGGGGAGAGAUCACGCCGCGUGAUGAGAUACAUAUGUAGCGGCGUAAAUACAAAAAAAAACGGUGCUUUGCCACGGAGUGCAGGAAGUCGAGGGCGGGGGGAGACGUCUUGAUUGAUGCUGUCUGACAAGAUUUUUUUGUGGAGAUGGGCGUUCCGAGGGACGAGGUCACAGGUCGGAAGCCGUUGUCUUAGAGAUGUGCACCCGGAGCGGAGGGAGGAGGAACCGUGCUGCUUGCUGGUGCGGGACGUGUGAGGGAAGCAGGGGACGCGCGAGGCCGCAGAGGGCGGGUGGCCACUGACUAGACUGAUACACGGGCCAUUCGUAUACAAGAAUACCGCACGGAUACAAGCGCGAAUACCACAAAUGGUCCCUACAUUCCCGAACGGGAUCGUGCUACGUUUUCGUAGGGAUGCACUGUUUAGAUGGCGUAUCACACGGCGGCGCGGGGCCAUCGCCCAGUCGCCGCCCGUGUGAGGUAGACGUGUGGCGGUUGCUUGUUUGGACCAGAUGGUUUCCUCUGGCACAUGCGUUACGAUAACUCGGUAGACGUGUCUCGUAUUUGUGCGAUCUCGUUGGUCUUUUCGACAGUGAGGGCCAUCGUUGUUGCGAUUUUCGUGGGCUGGGUGUUCCUGCGACGGCCGGAAGGGGGGAGGCGUCGCGUUUGGUUGCUUUUUCUCUGC
Messenger RNA from Ectocarpus siliculosus, 4741 nucleotides. Lineage: Eukaryota; Phaeophyceae; Ectocarpales; Ectocarpaceae. The record is from the annotation of a GenBank genome assembly.